Messenger RNA from Colletotrichum costaricense, 1929 nucleotides. Its product is annotated as fungal specific transcription factor domain-containing protein. Bases 1 to 1929 code for a protein of 642 amino acids. Gene Ontology annotation, cellular component: nucleus. The record is from RefSeq and is a predicted model, not a curated record. Gene Ontology annotation, biological process: DNA-templated transcription. Lineage: Eukaryota; Fungi; Ascomycota; Sordariomycetes; Glomerellales; Glomerellaceae. The transcript has 4 exons. Gene Ontology annotation, molecular function: DNA-binding transcription factor activity, RNA polymerase II-specific; zinc ion binding; DNA binding.
AUGGAGAUCAACUUGAACGGCCAGACCAAAAAGAGUAGUAGGAACAGUCAUCCUUGCGACUUCUGCCGUUACAAGCGCGCCGCUUGCCUUGUGCACGAAGACACGCCACCAUGUGAGCUCUGCCGACGGUUAGGCAAAGAGUGCACAUUUGUUGGGGGCCCUAACAAGAGGAGACGGCUAUCCGAGCGGCGGCAAAGCGGCUCGAGCGAUGGGAUACGGAGCCCCCAUCACCAACAGGAUGGAGCUGCCCCUGGAGCAGAUGGGAGGUUUCCGUCUGUGGAGGUUUCGCCCAUUGCCGAUUCCAUCUUUGUGAGAGGGCUGAUGGACUCUGCGAGCCCGACAUCACCACACACAACGUCUUCACCAGAUGUUCCACGUCGAGAGAAUGUCUUCAUACCGUCGUCGCUGGACGCGGAGCCUGGCCACAAUGCUCAGGUGAUAGGUCUCAGCGGUGAAUCGGAUCCGUACUUGCUAAAUCUGUACCACUUCGACGAGAGAGACGAAUGCACGUUUCAGCAACUCCGCAUCAGGAAUAUGGGGCCUGAAGAUGGGGUUCCCAUUCAGUUCAUGCUACAGCGCAACUCACAAGCUAGUAAAGCGCAACCAGGAGGGCUGGGAGCUACCGCGGCCGACCUUAGAUGCGAGGUCUCGGACUUGGUCUCUGAGAAUGUUGGUCAAAGGCUCAUCACUCUUUUCUGGAAGUAUGUUCAACCUUACUUCCCGGUCGUAUCCAAAGAACACACAAUCCAAAAUCUUAACGGCAGCCCCUCCGCAAUGCCAAUAUGUCUCCUGGCAGCAAUCUAUGGCCACGCCCUCCCCUUCUGCGUAUUCGACGACAUCCUCUGUGUAGACGUCGACACCCUCCCCUCGGCAGACCACCUCUUCAAACUUGCCUGGAUGGCCGCCCUAUCCGAGUUCCAUACUCCAUCUCUCGCCACGGUGCAAACGAUGCUUCUCAUGAUUCAGCGACGGCCAACUAACAAGCACGUCGCCGACACGCCGUUCAAAUGGACCAUGCUUGCAGACACGGUGGCGCUCGCGCAGUGUUUGGGACUCAAUCUGGACCCAUUGGAUUGGGCGAUUCCGAGCUGGGAGAAGAGAUUGCGGCGGAGGCUUGCUUGGGCGGUGUAUGUUCAGGACAGGUGGCUGAGCCUUAACUUUGGCAGAAGUUCGCACAUUCAGGAGUGCGAUUGGGACGUCUCGUCGCUUGGGCCGGAUGAUUUUGGUGAUGUUCCUGGUUGUGAAGGUGAAGGGCCGUUGGUGUGUAGGCACUUUCUGCACCUAGCCUCUCUAACUGAGAUUGUGUCCAAGAUUCAACAAAACAUGUUCUCUAUCAAAGCCACUAGAGCUCUCUCCAAGUCGCUCGAAGCAACUUUCGAAGUUGCUCGGCCCUUGAGGAUUGAGCUUGCAGAGUGGCUGCAAAUCCGACCCGACGUAGGGGAACAGCCCUCAGCAUCUCUGCCAGAAUGCGGCCUGGAUGGGAAUGGUAGUCUGAAACUCGCCUACAUCACCGCAAAGAUUGCCGUCUUCAAGGCCCUUCUUCGACCGAAAAGCAUCGAGGUCCCAACCGAAGCCCGCACGGCGUUGCGCACCGGUUCAAUGACUAUCGCGCGAGAGAUGCAUGACUUUCUCGCGAAACUGGAGGCUCAUCAUCUUGAAGCUUUCUGGCAUUCAUAUUCCCGUGUCAACUUUGCCAUCGCGAGCAAUUUUAAUGUCUUGCUCUUUGCUCUUUCUCCGACGCUAUCAGAAGCUGAAGACGCCCUUACUCUUUUGAUUCAGUGGAGGGGCUUAUUGCGGAUCAAGUCCAGAAGCUGCGACUUAUUGAACUUGAGCCUGCUGAGACUUGAUGCCAUCUUCGUGGCUGGGCUGGGCAAGCUCAUUGAAUUGACACCCGCGGCAGCUGAGGCAGCCUCGAACCGGGGUUUGUGA